AGCCCCGCCCAGCGGACAAAACCUACGCUGGUCCCACGGCCAUGGCUGCACGGUCGGUCGUGCUCGGCAUCGACCUGGGCACCACGUCUGUGAAGGCGGCCGUGGUGGAGGCGGCGCCGGACGACCCAUCGGGGUUCGUGGUCCUGGCCAGCUGUGUCCGGGCCGCGCGGGCCGAGGCGGCGGCCCAGAGCGCGGCGGCCGGGCCCCAGGCGCAGGAGCAGGAUGUGAGUAGAAUCAUCCAAGCCCUAAACGAGUGCCUGGCUGCUCUUCCCCGGCAGCAGCUCCGCCAAGUCGGUGGCAUCGGAGUGUCAGGACAGAUGCAUGGAGUCCUGUUUUGGAAAACAGGCCAAGGCUGUGAAUGGACAGAGGGAGGGGCUGCCCCUGCCUUCACACCCAGAGCUGUGAGCCACCUGGUCACGUGGCAGGAUGGCCGAUGUGACAGUGAGUUCCUGGCUUCUCUGCCUCGGCCAGAGUCCCAUCUCAGUGUGGCCACGGGGUUUGGCUGUGCAACCAUCUUCUGGCUUUUGAAAAAUAGCCCCGAGUUCCUGAAGUCCUACGACGCAGCUGGCACCAUCCAUGACUAUGUGGUUGCCAUGCUGUGUGGCUUGCCAAGACCCCUGAUGUCUGACCAGAAUGCCGCCAGCUGGGGAUAUUUCAACACCCAGAGCCAAAGCUGGAACGUGGAGAUACUGAGGGCCUCCGGCUUUCCCGUGCACCUGCUCCCCGACAUCGCCGAGCCCGCCAGCGUGGCAGGCAGAACGGCCCAUGCGUGGUUUGAAAUCCCGAAGGGCACCCGGGUGGGCGUGGCGCUGGGUGAUUUACAGGCCUCCGUCUAUUCCUGUAUGGCCCAAAGGACAGAUGCAGUUCUCAACAUCAGCACUUCGGUUCAGUUGGCAGCCUCCAUGCCGGUGGGGUUCCAGCCAGCGCAGACUCCAGACCCUGCAGCUCCGGUCGCCUACUUCCCGUACUUCGACAGAACCUACCUGGCGGUGGCAGCCUCCCUCAAUGGGGGCAAUGUGCUCGCCACGUUCGUCCAGAUGCUGGUCCAGUGGAUGGCGGAUCUCGGCGUGGAGGUCGAAGAAUCCACUGUGUAUUCACGCAUGAUCCAGGCAGCUGCAGAGCAGAGAGACACCUGCCUCACCAUCACGCCAACAGUGUUGGGCGAGAGGCAUCUGCCAGACCAGCUGGCCUCCGUGACCAGGAUCUCCUCCGAGGCCCUCUCGCUGGGGCACGUGACGCGGGCGCUGUGCCGAGGCAUCGUUCAGAACCUGCACUCGAUGCUUCCGUCCCAGCAGCUCAGGGAGUGGGGCGUGGAGCGGGUGGUCAGCAGUGGGAGUGCGCUGUCCAGGAACGAGGUGCUGAAGCAGGAGGUGCAGCGGGCUUUCCCUUUCCCAGUGUCCUUUGGGCAGGAUGUGGACGCAGCCGUGGGGGCAGCACUGGUCAUGCUCCAGAGAAACCUCCACCAGGAGGAGUCUUAGUGCGCACACUCUUUGGCCAAAGCACUGUUGCCGAUUUUAUCUAAUUAACAUUCCUGAUGUGAUCCUGGAGUCAUCCUUUCCCUGGACAGCUCUGUGGGCAGCUUUUAAACAAUGUUUGUUCUCAGGCCACCAUCCUGACCAAGAACUUUCCUCCAGGGCACACUCUACUAAUGCAGCCAGAAGUCAGCCACCAGGUCCCCAGUCAGUGCCUCUGACAGAGACUCACCUGGGAGCUGGCUGCCAAUGUCAAUGUGGAAAAAAGGAAAAGAGAAAAGUAACCCAGCAUCACGGUCAGCAGGCUCACCUGUGAUUCACUUGUAGACAAAGAGAAAAUAAAUGUGGACUUCAGACACCAAAAACGCCUGGUGGCUGUGGCUCCGAGUCCGAAGAGAAGACCCGCCCUCCACCCCACCGCCAGCUUAUGGAUUGGUUGUUUCCAGGGAUAGGCAGCUCUGAUGCGGGUCACAUUACUGUCAGAAAAGUCCUUCCCCCUGGACUGGACCACAUGAGCCCUUUCCAGUCUCAGUCUCCCCUGGCCACAGCUGGUUGUGUGGGGUAGGCGGGCUGAGGUGAAGAUGCAGGGGUCUGUGCCUGCCUUCUUGCUAUGGACUCCCCCCAAGGAGAGGAUGCUGUGCUGGGGUGGCCCCAGAUCCUCACAACACAGCUGGCCUGAGGGCAGGGAAUAGGGAAGGAGAGUCGGGCAGCAUGGCCAGCAGGGGGUGGGUGCUGUGUGGCCCCACCACUCACAUUGUUCCCGUGAGACUGACCAGGCCCCCACAGGACCCUUUUCCGGGAGUGGGUCUGAGCAGCAAUGUGUUUUUGCCUCUGCACAACCUUGGAAGCCUUCAGGCAGACUCUGAGGCACCCAGGCAUGCUCCCCCCAGACAGAUGGCCAAUUUAAUCAGAGAGGACCCCUUAUCCCCGAGGCCCCAGCUCUUCUUCCUGUUGGCGUGGGCCUGGCUCGCAGAAACAUCCCACUGGAGUCGGCACAGAGCCUUGCAGGGACCCCGGAGCAUCUUGAACCUUCCCUGUGGUCAGCGGGGAUGACCAUGGCGUGGCUCCCAGGAGAAGGCCACCAUCGCUGUGUCUGCUUCCAGACUCCCCAGGGCCAUCCCAGCCUCGGGCAGACGCCGAGGCACCCAGGCAGCUGUGUGUUGGGGAAGCAGUCCUGCUGUCUGUUUGUAAAUGUCACUUUGUGAAUUGUGAUUGUCUGACGCUCUUAGGUGCCUCUGCCUGGCUGUGCUGAUUGAACUUCAGAUACUAAAACUCAUUCUUCUCGA
Myotis lucifugus (little brown bat) is the source of this 2758-nucleotide messenger RNA. It is a transcript of the gene SHPK, whose product is annotated as sedoheptulokinase. Gene Ontology annotation, biological process: carbohydrate metabolic process; cellular response to lipopolysaccharide. NCBI's taxonomy places the organism in Eukaryota, Metazoa, Chordata, Mammalia, Chiroptera, Vespertilionidae. The transcript has 7 exons. Gene Ontology annotation, molecular function: sedoheptulokinase activity. Gene Ontology annotation, cellular component: cytosol. Bases 42 to 1478 code for a protein of 478 amino acids. The record is from RefSeq and is a predicted model, not a curated record.